Messenger RNA from Geodia barretti, 3099 nucleotides. The record is from the annotation of a GenBank genome assembly. Lineage: Eukaryota; Metazoa; Porifera; Demospongiae; Tetractinellida; Geodiidae.
AUGGGAACCCAGAUCCAGGCGAGGGACCUUGGACCGGAUGAUUUUGGCGGAGAGGAGUACGAAGGGUGUAACGAAUACCUCAACAUAACGCGCCCCGACGUGAUCCACGACAUCCACCGCGACUACCUGGAUGCCGGCGCUGACAUCAUACAGACCAACACCUUCGGCGCAACCGCGCUGGUGCUGGGCGAGUACAGCCUCGCUCCCGAAGCGCGCCGGAUCAACCGCGAGGCCGCGGGCAUCGCCAGGCGAGCCGCGGACGAUGCAACGGCCGCUGACCCGGACAAGCCGCGUUUCGUGUACGGCGCGAUGGGUCCGACGACGCGGACCAUCUCGGUGACGGGUGGCCUGACCUUUGACGAGCUGGCGGCCGAUUACCACCAGCAGGCGGCUGGACUCAUCGAGGGCGGCGCCGACGUGCUGGUGCUCGAAACGGGCCAGGACACGAUCAACAUCAAGGCAGGGCUGGAAGGAAUAGAUCGCGCCCGGGUCGAGAUGAACGUUGACGUUCCGGCAGCCGUGCAGGGAACCGUCGAGCCCAUGGGCACGCUUCUGGCCGGCCAGGACGCCGAGGCGUUUUACACCUCUCUGGCCCACCGGAAUCUGCUCUGGGUGGGCUUCAACUGCGCCACCGGGCCGGAGUUCAUGACCGACCACAUCCGGACGUUGAACGAGUUGUCGCGGUUCGGGAUCGCCUGCGUGCCCAACGCGGGUCUGCCCGACGAGGACGGCAACUACAACGAGACGCCGGAGAUGCUGGCGGCCACACUGGAACGGUUCGCGGCGAAUGGCUGGAUCAACGUGACCGGAGGUUGCUGCGGCACCGGCCCCGAGCAUAUUCGGCGGCUAGUCGAAGCAAUGUCCGACAAGACGCCGCGGGUGACCGAACCGACGGUAGAAACGCGCGUGUCGGGCAUCGAAGCCGUGGUGGUGAACGAGGACACGAGGCCGACCAUCGUCGGGGAACGUACCAACGUGCUGGGCAGCCGGCGGUUCAAACGGCUGAUAGCGGGCGAACGGUUCGAGGAGGCGGCCGAGGUCGGCCGGCGGCAGGUCCGCAACGGGGCGCACAUUCUGGACGUGUGCCUGCAGGACCCGGACCGGGACGAAACGUCGGACGUGAUCAAGUUCCUGGACCAGCUCAAUCGCCGGGUCAAGGCGCCCAUCAUGAUCGACUCCACGGAUGCGUCGGUUAUCGAAGAGUCGCUGAAACGCCUGCAGGGUAAAUCGAUCAUCAACUCGAUCAACCUCGAGGAUGGCGAGGAGCGCUUUCAGCGGGUGGUGCCGUUGGCGCGACGAUACGGCGCGGCGUUGGUGGUGGGCUGCAUUGACGACGACCCCAACCAGGCACAGGCGAUCACGCGUGAGCGGAAGCUGGAGAUUGCCCAGCGGUCUCACCGGCUGUUGACCGAGAAUUACGGAGUGGCGGAAGAAGACAUCAUCUUUGAUCCGCUGGUGUUCCCCGCUGGGACCGGAGACGUGAACUACGUCGGUUCGGCAGCCGAAACCAUCGAGGGCGUGAGGAUGAUCAGGGAGGCGUUGCCCAGGACCAAGACGGUGCUUGGCGUCUCCAACGUUUCUUUCGGGCUGCCGGCGGCGGGUCGCGAGGUUUUCAACUCCGUGUUCCUGUACCACUGCACGCAGGCCGGCCUCGAUAUGGCCAUCGUCAAUUCCGAAAUGAUGCAGCGGUACGCCAGUAUUCCCGAGGAAGAACGCACACUGUCUGAAGACCUGAUCUGGAAUCGCGGUGAGGAUCCGGUGGCCGCGUUUGCGGCGCACUUCCGCGACCGGGCGCCGCGCGCCACUGCGGAAGAGCGGUUGGCGCUGCCGUUGGACGAACGCCUGGCGCAGUGCAUCAUUGAGGGCAGCAAGGAAGGCUUGGCCGCCGACUUGGAUCUGGCGCUGCAGGAACGGGUGCCAUUGGCGAUCAUCAACGGGCCCCUGAUGGCGGGAAUGGAUGAAGUCGGGCGUCAGUUCAACGCGAACCAGCUGAUCGUCGCCGAGGUGUUGCAGAGCGCCGAAGCGAUGAAGUUCGCGGUAGCUCACCUGGAACCGCACAUGGAGCGCACGGACGCCGCGCUGCGGGGACGGAUCCUGUUGGCGACCGUCAAGGGCGACGUGCACGACAUCGGCAAGAACCUGGUCGAGAUCAUCCUGUCCAACAACGGCUACAGCGUGAUCAACCUGGGCAUCAAGGUUGCGGCGCAGGAACUGAUCGCGGGCUACCGGGAACACCAACCGGACAUCAUCGGCCUGUCGGGCUUGCUGGUGAAAUCCGCGCAGAUGAUGGUCGAGACGGUGCAGGACUUCCGCGCGGCCGGCAUCGCGGCCCCGGUCCUGGUUGGCGGCGCUGCCCUGUCCAACCGGUUCACCCGGCUGCGGAUCGCGCCGGAAUACGGCGGACUGGUGGCGUAUUCGCCGGACGCCAUGAGCGGACUCGCGCUGGCCAAUACCAUCCAGGACGCCGAUGAGCAAUCCUCCCCGCGGCCACCGGAUCUGCGGCUCCACGUGCUGGAGGAUUUCGAUCUCGACGAGAUUUUCGGGUACAUCAACCCGCAGAUGCUUUACGUGCGGCACCUGGGAUACCGGGGUCGUUUCUGGGAUGCACUGCGGGCAGAAGAACCCAAAGCCGUUGAACUGCGCCAACAGGUGCAACGGGUUGAGGACAUGAUGCUGUCCCGCUCGGACAUCGGCGCCAGCGCGGUGUUCAAGUUCUUCCCGUGCCGCUCCGAAGGGCAGUGGCUGAUCGUAUACGAGCCGGACGGCAAGGCUGAGCUGGAACGGUUCUACUUUGGCCGGCAGCAGGAACGCGAGGGACUUUGCCUGGCCGACUACGCGCGGCCGACCGGCGAGGGUGCGAACGACUACCUUGCCAUGUUUACGACCACCGUCGGACCGGGGGGUACGGGCAUUGUCAGAACGGUGGAAGAACGAGGGCAGGUACCUGGAUUCGCACACGUUGCAAGCCCUGGCCAUCGAAUCGGCGGAGGGUUUUGCGGAGUUGCUCCACAAGCGGAUCCGCACCAUGUGGAGCAUCGGCGAACCGUCGGGCCUGAAGGUCAACGGCGAGGACGAGCUUCGGGACCUGUUCCGGGCUAA